AAGAUGGGUCCAAUAGGUGCAGAGGCUGAUGAGAAUCAGACAGUGGAAGAAAUGAAUGUGGAGCAGAGUGACCCAGGGCAAACCACUCCUAGAGGUGAGCUGGGCCCUGACCCUCAGCCAGAGCUUAUAGAUAGCACCAAGCUGAUUGAGGUACAGAUUGUCCUCAUAUUGGCCUAUUGCUCCAUCAUCUUGCUUGGGGUGAUUGGCAACUCUUUGGUGAUCCAUGUGGUGAUCAAAUUCAAGAGCAUGCGCACAGUAACCAACUUUUUCAUUGCCAAUCUGGCCGUGGCAGAUCUUCUGGUGAACACCCUGUGCUUGCCAUUCACUCUGACCUACACCUUAAUGGGAGAGUGGAAAAUGGGUCCUGUCCUAUGCCACCUGGUGCCCUAUGCCCAGGGCCUGGCAGUACAAGUGUCCACAAUCACCUUGACAGUAAUUGCCCUGGACCGGCAUCGUUGCAUUGUCUACCAUCUGGACAGCAAGAUCUCCAAGCGAAUCAGCUUCCUGAUUAUUGGCUUGGCCUGGGGCAUCAGUGCCCUGCUAGCAAGCCCCCUGGCCAUCUUCCGGGAGUAUUCAAUGAUUGAGAUCAAUCCUGACUUUGAGAUUGUGGCGUGUACUGAGAAGUGGCCUGGUGAGGAGAAGAACAUCUAUGGCACUGUCUAUAGUCUUUCCUCCUUAUUAAUCCUAUAUGUUUUGCCUCUGGGCAUCAUAUCUUUUUCCUACACUCGUAUCUGGAGUAAACUUAGGAACCAUGUCAGCCCUGGAGCUGCUAAUGACCACUACCAUCAGCGAAGGCAAAAAACCACCAAAAUGUUAGUGUGUGUGGUGGUGGUGUUUGCGGUCAGCUGGUUGCCUCUCCAUGCGUUCCAACUUGCUGUUGACAUUGACAACAAUGUCCUGAACCUGAAGGAGUACAAACUCAUCUUCACCAUAUUCCAUAUCAUCGCCAUGUGCUCCACCUUUGCCAACCCCCUUCUCUACGGCUGGAUGAACAGCAACUACAGAAAGGCUUUCCUCUCAGCCUUCCGCUGUGAGCAGAGGUUGGACGCCAUUCACUCUGAGGUGUCUGUGACAUUCAAGGCUACGAAGAACCUGGAAGUCAAAAAGAACAAUGGCCCCAAUGACUCUUUCACAGAGGCUACCAAUGUCUAAGGAAGCUGGAGUGUGAAAAUGUACGGAUGAAUUCUGACCAGAGCUGUAAAUCUGGUUGAGCCGGGCUUACAGGUGCAUCCUGAUUUCCCAUUUUAAGGAAGAAAAAGAGCGUCUGAAUGGAAGCAUCUGCAGUGUAAUUCAUGGAAAACUGGUUGGCAGAGCCUAGGUAAAAACACUCAUCUUCAAAGAUAGGUGAACAAAACAGUUUGCUUGCUGUUGGUAGGUUGCUUGAAUGGUGAAUUAAUGAGUAAAAGCAGAGAGAAAUGCUUUUGACUAUUUCCCAGAGUGAAGGAAAUCUGAACAAGGCACUGGCAUUAUCAGCAUUGCUCAAAGGUGGUGGGUAAAUAAGUUGUCCUUCAAAUCACAUUAGGGUGUAGAUUGAGGAUGAUAUGUAAUUCACUGCUCCCCCUUCAUCUGGUAAAAAGAUA
Molecule: messenger RNA, 1580 nt
Organism: Diceros bicornis minor
Lineage: Eukaryota; Metazoa; Chordata; Mammalia; Perissodactyla; Rhinocerotidae
Gene: NPY2R
Product: neuropeptide Y receptor Y2
Exons: 1
Coding region: 4-1152 (382 amino acids)
Biological process (GO): G protein-coupled receptor signaling pathway
Cellular component (GO): membrane
Molecular function (GO): neuropeptide Y receptor activity
Source: RefSeq, a predicted model, not a curated record